This is a messenger RNA of Kockovaella imperatae, 1281 nucleotides long. RefSeq lists its product as hypothetical. Gene Ontology annotation, biological process: protein stabilization. Gene Ontology annotation, molecular function: adenyl-nucleotide exchange factor activity; protein-folding chaperone binding. Gene Ontology annotation, cellular component: cytosol; membrane; cytoplasm. Bases 1 to 840 code for a protein of 279 amino acids. The transcript has 3 exons. The record is from RefSeq and is a predicted model, not a curated record. NCBI's taxonomy places the organism in Eukaryota, Fungi, Basidiomycota, Tremellomycetes, Tremellales, Cuniculitremaceae.
AUGAUCCAUUGUCAUUUCUAUAAUUCGAUCGGGACUGUCUCCACUUGCUAUUUACCUAUUCCAGAACUGUCCUGUAGAGGCGUCUUCAAGCUGUCAUCCCUCGUAGAGCCUUUCGUCCUCCCCUUUCUCCUUGCACGUUCACUCACGGUGUCGUUCUUCAACCCUUUCAGGCGGGCUCAGGCCGAGAAUGACGCCGGGCAGAUCACAGUGCAGGUGAAAUGGGGACGAGAUAGAUACAACAUUCCCAUCCCUCAGCCUUCUCUUACGCCUUUGUCUAAGCUUCUCGCCACGCUCUCUACCCAGACAUCGAUACCGAUAGAUUCGAUCAAGUUGAUAUACAAGGGAGCUGUGCUCAAAGAUCAAUCUUUGACCAUCGCUUCCUACGGCAUUAAGGAUGGAUCGACGCUCGUCCUAGUCGGUAAGGACGGUUCAGCUCCCGGUUUGGAGCCGCCUAAACCUACGACGAAUGCUACUGGACCUAUCCGAGGCAAAGUGAAGCAACCAGAGACGACAACAGAAUCAGUCCUGACGGAGUGGAUAAGCAAUCUCGUCAAGUCGACUCUGGAACCUCUCCAGCCAUUCAUCAUCACGUUCAUAUCGUACACGUCUCCAAACGCUACCAAUCGUCCUAGUCAGAUCCCGAAAUUCGAAGUCUUGCAGAAGGAGCAUGCUAGACUGUCAGAGAUUUUAUUGAGAGGACUGCUGGAUCUGGACGGGGUGGAGAUCCCAAGUGGGUGGACAGAGGCCAGAAAGGAGAGAAAGGAAGGCGUCAAAAAAGUUCAAGCGGAACUAAACAAGGUGGACGAAGCCUGGGGAGAGAGGAAAAAGCUGGGUCACUAGAUUGGCCAGAGCAUCUCAUGUAGUGUCCUCAACGCCUAUCAUGGUAUGUGCAUGAGGGUAUAUCUAUGAUGAAAGGUAUACAAAUGCGUCACAGAGAAUCGUCGUGUCAAGAAGAAUGAUAAAAUGCUCAGUACCUGUGGAUACCCAAGAUCAAGCCCUUGAUGUCAGAUCAGCGAUUCUUGCGGGCACAGCGAUGCUCCAAUGACGGCAAAGUCACUCACAUCUUGUAAACCAUCUUGCCCUUUGACUCCUGAUCGCCGUCCACUUCAUACUCUAUCUCAAUGUCCAAAUCUCGGUUAUUCCUGGCAUUGGGAGCACAUGAUAAUGUGCCUCGGAUCAGGUCGUUCUCCUGUAGCACGUUUGAGCAAGGUCCCAACGAUACAACCUCCGAACUCACGGAAACGGUCAAGGUAGUGGGGGUGUAGAAAACUGUCUGCUUCC